Molecule: messenger RNA, 249 nt
Organism: Loa loa (African eye worm)
Lineage: Eukaryota; Metazoa; Nematoda; Chromadorea; Rhabditida; Onchocercidae
Exons: 1
Coding region: 1-249 (82 amino acids)
Source: RefSeq, a predicted model, not a curated record
AUGGUACCUUUAGCGUUUUGCUCGAGAAUAGGUUUGAAACGCAAAAAUAUUGCAAUUGCUUACAGCGACUUGAGUUUUGAAUUUUGGAUACCGGGAAAAUGUAUGGGUAGAGCAUUUUCAGAGCAAAUUCACAGUAUUUGGGCGCGUGUUUCAAAAACACCCGAAGAGCGAAAUCGAAGUAUAAAAAAUAUCGAAAGAUUCUUUGAUGUUAACGAAUUUAUCAAAAGACCCAAUGAUCUCGAAUUUUGA